Molecule: messenger RNA, 216 nt
Organism: Pyricularia pennisetigena
Lineage: Eukaryota; Fungi; Ascomycota; Sordariomycetes; Magnaporthales; Pyriculariaceae
Exons: 1
Coding region: 1-216 (71 amino acids)
Source: RefSeq, a predicted model, not a curated record
AUGCAACUCUCCAAGAUUACUCUCGCCAUUGCAUUUUAUGCAGUCGGAAUCGCAGCCCUUCCCACUCCGGCCUGCCGGAAUGGUAACACUAAGGGCGCAACCGUCCGCGGCGCUAAACUUGAGGCCCGCGGCGACGACGACUAUCUUCAUUAUUGCUCAAGAUGCGGCUUCGGCAGCGAUGAUUCCAACGCGUAUUUCAACCACAAGUGCAGCUAA